Molecule: messenger RNA, 563 nt
Organism: Moneuplotes crassus
Lineage: Eukaryota; Ciliophora; Spirotrichea; Euplotida; Euplotidae
Source: the annotation of a GenBank genome assembly
UCAAACUCACUUAAGCCACCCAAAUUAUUUGUUUUCAGAAGUUUUCUAAGUCAGAGUCUAAAGCGUUGCUACUUGACAAAGCUCAAUAGCACUUCUGAGCUGGCAAGUUAUCAUUAAUUUUUGUUUUUCGUUAAAAUAAGCUAGCAGGAUUCUUCUUAACUAUACUUGAAUUCUUCUGGAAUUCUUGCUUAAAGCAUUUUAGUGCUGGUUUACUAUUGAGGCUUCUUCAAAUAUGAACUAACUUUGAAUGGUAAGAGAUGCCUUAUAAACUUAAAAUUAGGCUAGAUUCUUUAUUUGUGCUGUUGCGUUCAAUGGUCAAGAUGAAGGUUAAAAUACUGGUUCUUCUCCGUUGUAGAAUAAGAUUUUCAACUAGCUUCUUGUUGUAAGCUUUAAGAGCUAUGAGGCCUCUGAAGCUUACAAUCUUGAUCAAUUUUAAAUGUAAAUACACUCAACUAGAAGCUAAAAGAAAUGCUUGUGAGUGAAAACAUGUGACCUGAUUUUGAGCCUGUUUAAUUUGUAGAGGUAGAAAAUAUUUAUUCUCUCAUAUCUCAUUUCUUUACUAA